AUGACCCCUGCAAGAGGGCGUGGCCCAAGCCAAAGGAGUCCUCAUGUCCUGGUGACCGACUCCCGAGACCAACAAACCACUCAACCCCGUCGUCGCCGCUCCCCCGCAACCCGUUUCAUCACAGUCGACAAUGUCCUCCAAUACACCUCCGACGUCCCCUCCAUGCAGCAGCGCCAUCCGCCCCAAGGCAGCGUCCGGGCGCGGCCGCGCUCCCCAGCGACCAUGAAGCGACUUGCAGCGCAGCCGCGACUGCCUCCCCGUACAACCAAAGUCAGUGAGAAGCUGGUGCUUCUGCCAGAGGCCGGGGACGAAUUGCGCGAGGAAGAGGAAGAAGGGGACGAGGAAGAUGAGGAGACGGUGGACGAGGAGAGGAGGAAGGUCGCUCCGGAGAAGGCGAAGAGUUAUGCGGAGAGGUUGCCUAAGGCGCGGCGCGCGGAGAAGUUGGCGAGAGUGACGGCGUACUGUACGGCGCAGGCUUAUAAGAUGAGCUCGUUGGCGUCGUUUGUGAAAGAGAGGCAUGGGGGGAAGACGAAGCUCUACGAUGAUUGUCUGUAUACGGCGUAUCAUUUGCCGUUGUUGCCUGGGCAUGAGGGGUAUAGGCUGAGGAGUAGUCCGGUGCUGAAGAAGCCUGGUGGGAAGUCGCUGCUUGAUGAGGAAAUUGAGCGGAAUGAGCUGCGAGAUCAUCAUGAAGACUAUAUGCCGGAGGCGGAGGAGCAUUCGGUGUUUGGGGGCCACCAUGCUGAGUCUGGCUCGAGGGAGCAGUUUGGUCAAGAUACUGGACACAGCCAGCCAGGUCCGACUGCUGGCGCAACGGCGUCGUCGAGGCUAUCAUACAAUGUGGCGGAGAUGUUUGUCUUUAGCUACGGAGUUGUCGUGUUUUGGAACUUCACCGAAAAGCAAGAGAAGGAUCUCCUAGCCGAUUUGGCAUUUGCGACGUCGUCCGCAACGGGGUCACCCAUCCCACUGGCCACCAUGCCAUUGCAAGAGGAGGACUUUGAAACGGAGGAGUUCCAUUUCGAAUAUUCAACUGAAAUCUCACGCCCGCGCGUCUACAAUGACAUGAUCACUCUGCGCAGCGGCGACCACAUGAUCAAGCUAGCCAUCAGUCAUGGCAUUGCUCAGAGUACUAAGCUCUGCUUCUUCGAAGAAGUCAUGGCUCGCCAGAUGGCCGAGGCCAAGGACGUCCCUCGCCGACUCGCCAUGACUGGCAACCUAGGGAUGAAGCGAGACGAAGUAUUCCGCAUCCUGGGCAGUUUGUUCAAGAGCCGAGUGGAAGUGAACCUCUCAUCCAAUAUGCUCGACGUCCCCAACUUUUUCUGGGAAAGCGAACCCACUCUCUACCCGCUCUACAUCGCCGUGCGCGAAUACCUCGAGAUCAAGCCCCGAAUCCAAGUCCUCAACGAACGCUGCCGUGUCUUCCUCGACCUGGCUGAGAUCCUCUCCGAUUCGAUCGCCGACAACAGAACCUCGCACCAAACCUGGAUCAUCAUCGUCCUAAUUAUCAUCUCCAUCCUCGUCACCACCUUCGAAGUCUUCCUCCGCUUCGGCCUCCUCUCCGCCCGCGAGAACGACGCGUCCUCAACAAUCACUACCAUCCUCUCCCGAGCCCUCGGCCAUACCUCACCCGCACCCGUAUGCUCAUGUCCAGCACCUGCUGUUCCCGGAGUUCCAGCAGGCAUGGGAGCAUUGAAUACCACCGGCUUGCCGUAUUGA
Molecule: messenger RNA, 1713 nt
Organism: Aspergillus niger
Lineage: Eukaryota; Fungi; Ascomycota; Eurotiomycetes; Eurotiales; Aspergillaceae
Exons: 7
Coding region: 1-1713 (570 amino acids)
Source: RefSeq, a predicted model, not a curated record